UUACGGCAUCACGUAUGACCGAGACGGAGCGCACCCCGACCCUGACAAGGUCACGAACAUCAAAGCGAUGGCAACACCCUCCAACCAGAAGGAACUUCAAGAGUUCCUGGGCGUCAUCACACACAUGUCGCCGUGCAUGCCAAAGCUGUCAGAUGCAACAGAACCACUCCGAGGACUUCUGAAGAAAUGAGCCGAGUUCUGCUGGACAGCAGCCCACGAAGUAGCCUUCCAAAAGGUGAAAAAACGAAUCUGCGAGGAGACGACCCUGGAAUACUUCGAUCCAAGGGAGCCGACACGAGUGGAAGUCGACGCCUUGCAGAAAGGCCUGGGAGCUGCCCUUGUGCAAGACGGGAAGCCCAUCGCGUUCGCCUCAUAGUCGCUGUCAGAAGCCGAGCAGCGCUACACGAACAUCGAAAGAGAGCUCCUGGCGGUCGUGUGUGAGUGCGAACGCUUCCACACGUACCUCUUCGGUCGCGACUUCAUCGUCGAGAGCAACCACAAGCCACUAGAGAUGAUCUAACUGAAGAACCUCCGAGCAGCACCACCAAGACUCCAGAGGAUGUUGAUGCGUCUGCAAAACUACGACGUGCAGAUCACCUACAAACCUGGCAAGCAGAUGCUGCUCGCAGAUGGACUGUCGCGCCUCCCGCCGGCAGAAAACAGCCACAUUGAGCUCGACCUGCAGAUCCAUCUCGUGCACUUCGGUGCCGGAAAGCUCCAAAAGCUGAGGGAAGAAACGUCGCGCGACAAAACGCUGACGGUGCCCCGUGACGUCAUCGUUGCAGGCUGGCCUGGAUCUCAAAAAAGCCUGCCUCCGUCCCUCCGACCGUACUGGUCGUACCGAGACGAACUGGCGGCGUAAGAUGGACUCGUCCUAAACGGGGAGAGAUUCGUCAUCCCCCAAGAGAUGAGGGAAGAAAUCCUGCAAAAAAUACAUAAAAGCCACCAAGGACAGGUCAAGUGCAAGCUGCGAGCAAGAGAAUGUGUCUACUGGCCAGGCAUUAACAGAGACAUCGAGAGGGAGACGGCAAAGUGUGAGACCUGCCAAAAGCACAUGAGGAGUCAGCAAAAGGAGCCGAUGACACAAAUGGAGCUGCCAACGCGCCCAUGGCAGAUCAUCGGCACAGACCUCUUCCAUUUGAACUACCAAACGUACCUGGCCGUCGCAGACUACUCCUCGAAGUUCCCGACUGUAAGGAGGAUACCGGGGCACUGCACCAGCAAAGCAGUAAUCAACGCUCUGAAGGAAAUCUUCGCGGAAUACGGCAUCCCAGACACCAUCAGGAGUAACAACGGACCACAGUACGACUGUGGGUCGUUCGCCUGCUUCAUGAGGGAGUGGAGCAUUGUGCACAUCACGAGCUCACCCCACUUCCCAGAGAGCAACGGCUUCAUAGAGCGGACCAUCCAAACGCUGAAGCAGGCCAUGAAGAAGGCUCUAGAGAGCGGCAGUGACGUGCUCAUGGCACUCCUCACCCUGCGGACGACGCCCAUCGACAGUCACCUGCCAAGCCCAGCCGAAAUCCUCCAAGGUCGGAAAGUCCGAGGAAAUCUGCCCAUGAAGACCCGACCAAGAAGUGAGCAGGCCGACGUCCUGCCACGCCUGGUGGAACGCCAGACCACCCAAAAGGCGUGCCACGACCGACAUGCGACUGAGCUGUCAACACUCAGUCCCGGACAACCCAUCCGCGUACAGCACCCUCAGAGCGGCCGA
Messenger RNA from Pollicipes pollicipes, 1714 nucleotides. RefSeq lists its product as uncharacterized. Lineage: Eukaryota; Metazoa; Arthropoda; Thecostraca; Pollicipedomorpha; Pollicipedidae. Gene Ontology annotation, biological process: DNA integration. The record is from RefSeq and is a predicted model, not a curated record. Gene Ontology annotation, molecular function: nucleic acid binding.